UUUAUGGUUCUUCAAUAAGCUAAUUAAAUAUUUUAUAUAAAUAAAGUGGAAGAACAAAAGAAAACAAAUAAAAUACGAAUAUUAUCCAAUAUUUUACAAAAAACAGCAAUGUAAACAUCUAAGAGAACAUCUAAUUCUAUAUGCUAACCUCAGUCCAAAGAAAAUAUUUUGAAUUUCCUUUGGCUUGACAACACUACUGAUAAUAGUAUUGUAAUUGAAAAAAUAUGUGAAAGAAAUUUGUGCUCAGCUGAAGAAGCUCAAUUUUAGCUGAAGGAAUAUCAUAAAUUCUUGUACUGCUUGGGUAAAGAGUUCAGACUUAAUGAACUUCUUCAAGAUUAAAUGCUUUUAUUCCCAUCAGCUAUAAUAAGCAGAAUUUGGAGAAUGCAUUAACUCUUCACUAUUGAAUAUCCAUCUUUGUGCAGAGAUUUAGGAUUUAAUUUUAUUAGCUUCAAUCCUGAGAAAAUUUGCUUCUGGUCAUAGACUGAAAAUUAAAUUAAUAAAUUCAGAUCAACUUAUGAGAAAACUUUGGAAUCGUUAAAAUAAGAAUUCAAAGAAGAUUUGAAUUAAGAAAUUUGGCCAAGCAAUUUUGAUGAUAUGGUUAAAUAGCAUUUACUCUCUUUCCAUGUUAAUUUGACCACUUUCAAAGCCAUCGAAAACACAGUCAAUAACUUGAAUGGAGCUAUAAACUUUUCUGAAAUGUCUAUUUCUGAUAUUAAGAACAAAAUUAUUCCUGAAUUAAGAAAAAAUCUUCAUUAAUUUAAGGAAACCAAAUUUGAACUCGUUAAUUAAGAUUCUUAAGAUUAACGUACCAAGGAAGUAUAUCAAAAAAUGAACAACUUAGUUUUCCCAUAAGAAAUGGUUUCCCAUAUUUAAAAUGAAUAUCUUUUAACUCCUGAAAGCACUCAAUAUCUUAUUAUGGAAUAUAAAAAAUUCUUCAUGAUAUUUUUAGUCAAUAACACAUUCUCUUAAGUUCCUUCUGCCUUUGUAGAUGAAGUAUGGCAUACUCAUAUCAAUUUUGCAAAAAUUUAUUCCUAUUCUUGCAAAGUGUUAACUGGAGGAUUUAUAAAUCAUGUUCCAGCUACUAAUUUAAGAGAAAAUGAAUAGGAAAUAAUGAAGGAGGAAUUUAAUUAAACUAUGGAACUCUAUGAAAAAUUAUUUGGUCCAGUCAAUGAAGAAUACUGGCAAUUAAAAGGAGAAUUCAGAGAUGAUCAACAAAAUUUCUUUUGGAUAGAUCUAUAUUCCUUAAACAAGAAAUCUUAGGCUGAAUCAUAAAAUUCCCUUAAUGUUAAGGUAUAAGAAGGCUAAGAUUUAGAUGAUUCAAUUUCAACAUAACCUAAUUCAGUUAACUUAGAUAAUUAAAAUAUUUAAUGCACUGAUUGUACUAGUGACUGUUUAGCAAGAAUUACCUAAACUAAAAAUACAUAAAAUUCUUGUGAUGGUUGUGAUGGCACUUGUAAUGCUAAUAGAACAGGAACUGGUACUGGAACAACCUAAAAUAACAAGCUAAAGAACUCAUGUGAUGGCUGUGAUGGUUCCUGCAAUGCUAAUGGAACUGGAACUGGUACUGGAACAACAUAAAAUAAUUAGCUAAAGAAUUCAUGCAAUGGAUGCGAUGGUACUUGUAACGCUAAUGGAACAUCAUAAAAUAAAAAGUUAAACAACUCAUGUAAUGGCUGUGAUGGAACUUGCAAUGCUAACGGAACAGGAACUGGUACUGGAACAACCUAAAAUAACAAGUUGAAGAAUUCUUGUAAUGGAUGUGAUGGAACUUGUAACGCUAAUGGAACUGGUACUGGAGCAACAUAAAAUAAUUAGCUUAAGAACUCCUGCAACGGAUGUGAUGGUACCUGUAAUGCUAAUGGAACUGGAACAACAUAAAAUAUGAAGUUAAAGAACUCAUGUAAUGGAUGUGAUGGUAGCUGCAAUGCUAAUGGAACUACAUAAAAUUAAAUAAAAAAUUCAUGCAAUGGAUGUAACGGAACUUGUAACGCUAAUGGAACUGGUACUGGAGCAACAUAAAAUAACUAGCUUAAGAACUCCUGCAAUGGGUGUGAUGGUACUUGUAAUGCUAAUGGAACUGGAACAACAUAAAAUAAGGAGUUAAAGAAAUCAUGUAAUGGAUGUGAUGGUAGCUGCAAUGCUAACGGAACAGGAACUGGUACUGGAAUAACAUAAAAUAAUUAGUUAAAGAACUCCUGCAAUGGAUGUGAUGGUACUUGUAACGCUAAUGGAACAGGAACUGGUACUGGAACAACUUCAAACAAUUAGUUAAAGAACUCAUGCAAUGGAUGUGAUGGUACUUGCAACGCCAAUGGAACUGGAACUGGUACUGGAUAAACUCAAAACAAAAAUUUAAAAAACUCAUGUGAUGGUUGUGAUGGUAGUUGUAAUGCUAAAGGAACUGGCACUGGAACAACAUAAAACAAGAAGUUGAAAAACUCAUGCAAUGGUUGUGAUGGUACUUGCAAUGCUAACGGAAUAGGAAUUGGCCCUGGAACAACUUAAAAUAAUUAGUUAAAGAAUUCAUGCAGUGGAUGUGAUGGUACUUGCAAUGCUAAUGGAACAGGAACUGAAACUGGAACAACUUAAAAUAAUAAGCUAAAGAAUUCAUGCAACGGAUGUGAUGGAACUUGUAAUACUAAUGGAACAGGAACAACCUCAAACAAGUAGCAAAAGAACUCUUGUAAUGGAUGUGAUGGUAAUUGCAAUGCUAAUGGAAAUGGAACUGGUAAUGGUUCUGAAUAAACUUAAAACAAAAAAUUAAAGAACUCAUGUGAUGGUUGUGAUGGUACUUGUAAUGCUAAUGGAACUGGUACUGGAACUACCUAAAAUAAGUAGUUAAAGAACUCAUGCGAUGGCUGUGAUGGUAAUUGCAAUGCUAAUACAACUGGAACUGGAACAACUUAAAAUAAAAAAAGCAAGAACUCAUGCGAUGGUUGUGAUGGUAAUUGUAAUGCUAAUGGUACUGGAUCAACUCAAAAUAAUAAAAAUAAAAGUUCUUGUGUUGGUUGUGAUGGUGAUUGUUUUGCUAAACAAACUUUUGAAAAGAAGGACUAGAAAUGGUGCUUUGAUUGCUUAAGCUAGCCAGGAAAAAAAUAAAAGAAUCAAAUUCAUUCUAAUAAAUUGAAGAUCUAACAAUAAUAAAAAAUGAUCUAAUUGUGUGGAAAUUGUUUUGCUAUAGAUGACAAAGCUUUGAAUAGCUCAUAAUAGAAUCUUGCAAAGCUUUUGUGUAUUGCAAAACAAAAUAAUCAAGAAGAAUAGGAAGAUUUUUAAAACAAAAAAACUGAUAUUCUAGAAUUGGUUCAAGGAAUGAACAAAGUAAUUGUUUAGUGA
This is a messenger RNA of Tetrahymena thermophila SB210, 3333 nucleotides long. RefSeq lists its product as hypothetical. Lineage: Eukaryota; Ciliophora; Oligohymenophorea; Hymenostomatida; Tetrahymenidae. The transcript has 32 exons. The record is from RefSeq and is a predicted model, not a curated record.